AUGAAAACCAUUCUCUUUGUUUUCUUUUGUGCUCUUAUUGCGGUUUCCCUCGCAAAACCACAAGUAUCCUACGGGAAAAAUGGACCUGCUAAACUUCACAAAGCUCGUGGAGAUGAUGGAGACGGUGGUGGAGGAUAUGGAGAUGGAACUGGAGGACUCAAAUUGAAUGGAGAUGACGGUAGCCAUGAAAAUGGAGAGCCAGUUGCGGUCACUGGAGGACCAAUUCAUUUGGAUGAAGAAGAAAUUGGAGUACCAUUUGCUAUUACCGGUGCUCCAAAGCUCCAACUCUCCGGAGAUGACAAAUCGGAUAACGGGGAACCAGUUGUUGCUACCGGGGAGCCAAAACACAUUGUCGUCUACAAAGUGUCUUCAGGAGUUGUUCAGAAGAAAAAACAGGGAAAAUCCAUUGCUCAUUACUCUCGCAACGGACCACAUGUACUUGUUGCAAGACUUUAA
Messenger RNA from Caenorhabditis briggsae, 456 nucleotides. The record is from RefSeq and is a predicted model, not a curated record. The coding region runs from base 1 to 456 and encodes 151 amino acids. Lineage: Eukaryota; Metazoa; Nematoda; Chromadorea; Rhabditida; Rhabditidae. The transcript is spliced from 2 exons.